AGUAUCAGAUUUUGGGUUUCUAGGAAAAAAAAACUAUUAAUACGAUAAUACUAAUGGGCUGGGCAGAGUCAGUAAAUCUUACGUGGAACUCGAAAAUAGCGGAUGUUGUUUCCGUCCGCCUGGUUGUACUGAACGGACCUGCAGUACAGGAGCAGAUCUUCAGUACUAUUAGCUCUCAUCUAGAGAUAAAGCAAUAUACAAAUAUGUUUUAAGCGCAGUUUGGGGUUUAAUUACAGCGAUAGGCUGGAGUCGCAGAGACAUUGAUAAAUAUACAGCCCCGUGAUCUCAACUAGCAAGCCUGAAGAAGAAAAUAUGCCUAAUGCCACUACAAGACCAAAGAGGACGAGGCGUCAUAGACGAACCCAGAGAGAAGAUGCUGCGAGAAAUGAGCUGGUGUCUAGAUCAUUGGAAAGUGCUCAGCAGUGUCUGUUCAGUCAGGACUAUGGCACUGCUUUUGUUCACUAUCUUUUGGCUCUAAACCUUGCCCCAGCUCUAAGAGACUUUGCAAAUGAGUCCUUCAGAUUCACUCUGUUUAAAUGGGCUGAUGAGCUGGACUCUCUUGGACGCAUCCAGGACCUCUUUGAUUGCUAUGAACAAGCUAUGGAAUUGUUUCCAGUGGAUGAGGUUAUAGUGAACAGUAUGGGAGAGCAUCUCUUCAGAAUGGGAUUUCGGGAUGAGGCUGCUGGGCAUUUUUACAAAGCCCUUAAACUCCGACCAGACUUCCCAGAGGCGAAGGAGAACUUUUACCGUGUUGCAAACUGGUUGGUGGAACGUUGGCACUUCUUAAUGCUCAACGACCAUGGGCGGAACCACAAGUACCAGUUGGCUAUUAAGAAAGCUGUUGAGGGAGGAUGCAGCUCCGUUCUGGACAUCGGAACUGGCACCGGCAUCCUUGGAAUGUGUGCAAAGAUGGCAGGCGCUGCUGAGGUCUAUGCCUGUGAGCUGUCAAAGACAAUGUAUGAGCUGGCAUGCGAGGUGCUCUCAGCCAAUGGGAUGGCAGAUAGCAUCAAGAUUGUUCACUUGAAGUCUCUGGACAUGGAAAUUCCAAAAGACAUUCCAAAUAGAGUGUCUCUGGUUGUAACAGAGACAGUAGAUGCAGGGCUGUUUGGUGAGGGCAUCAUUGAGAGUCUGAUCCAUGCAUGGAAGCACCUACUGUUACCUCCACCUAACUUUCGAGAACCCCUGUCCAGUCCCUCACAAACGGGCCGGGUAAUACCUGCCAGCGCAACUGUGUUUGGAGUCGCUGUGCAGUGCCAUGAGAUCCGGAGACACCACAGGCUGAGUGUGUCUUCAUUGGGAGGCUUGGAUCUGUCUGUUGUAGGACAGAUAUAUAGUCCUGUUAGCUGUUUUGCUGAUACUGAGGACAGCACAGAGCCCUACACCACUGAAAGACUGAGCCGCCUGCGUGGAGGAUACAUUCAGCUCACACAGCCUUUCACAGCUUUGGACAUAGACUUCAAUAAUGUGCAGGAGCUGGAGGGUCUUUGCUCCAGAGAGGUGAUGCAGAUGCGGCUGUGUGUGACUCGGGAGGGCAUUCUUGAUGCUCUGGCAGUAUGGUUUCAGCUACACCUGGACCAGGACAACCACCUGUCCACUGGCCCACAGGAAGACACAUGCUGGGAGCAGGCCAUUUAUCCAGUGCAGACUCCAUUCAACACUGUGAAAUGUGGUGAUGAAAUACUGGUGGAAGUUUCCUGUAAGGACUCUUAUCUGAGGCUGUGCUGCAUUGCUAUCGUAAGAGACGGACACACAUUUCAAAUGGACAAUGCAACUAAAGGACCUUCCAAAAUCCUCAAUGCAAACCCUGAGUCAGAGCUGUGCAGUGCUCUGGCUGGCCUUCAAACCACCCAGGAGAAACCUUAUCGCGCUUUUAUGCUGGAGUCCUCAGAGAUCGCCCUCCUCAAUAACACGGCGUAUCAUAACAGCUUCCAGAAGGCCAUGAGCAAACUUUUGGUUUCUCUAAAGUCGACUCGGAGGUCACAGGAGUCAGACACAGAACUUGACCCAAUCUAUGUGCUUGAUGUCUCUGAGGGCUUUUCUGUGCUCUCCUUGAUGGCAGCCCAUUUAGACUCCGAUUCAAGUGAAGAUAAACAAAACAGCUCUAGAUUGGUUCAAGCCUACAGCUCAGUUGAGAAGGAACAUCACCAGACUAUGCUGAGACUGCUGGCCAAAGAAAAUGGUGUGCUUGAAAGUGCACUAGAGUUCUGGUUGAGUCAUGUAGAGGACGAUUCUUCAGUUCUUCAGCGGCCAUCCAUCGAGAAGCUCUGGAGCGCCAUCAUACUAGACUGCAUAGAGACUUGUGGCCUUAUUAGACAGAAACUGUUGGAGAAAGCAACGUUAGCUAGGUGCUUGUUGGAGGACGGUGGACAGAUUUUUCCAGAGCGCAUUGUGAUCCACGGUAUGCUUGUUGAGUCAGACACGCUGCUUCUGGAAAGCGCUGUUCAGGGAAGAGAGCCGACUCUUGGGUUCAACAUCGCUCCAUUCAUCAAUCAAUUCACAGUACCUGUUCAUAUGUUUCUGGACCUGUCCACCCUUGAAUGUACACAUCUUAGUGAACCAGUAGAACUCUUCGCACUAGACCUCAUGAACAACACUGCCAAUUACACCGACAAAGAAGUCAAAGUGCAGGUCAGCACCUCGGGCAAGGUGACUGCUAUUCCCUUCUGGUACCAGAUCCAUCUGGACUCUGACCAGAGCGUCAGCACCUUCAGUGAGGACUCUCACUGGAAGCAGGCGGCGGUGGUCCUCCAGCAACCCCUGGCGGUCAGCAGAGGAGAGUGGGUCCGCCUCAGCAUCCGGCUCCACAAGAGCAGCAUAUCCAUUACAGCUGUUAAACAGGAAUAGGGGGGCUGAUGAUGUCAUCACCAGGCAGGCAGAGCCUGUGACGUGAUCUCAUGAUGGGAGGGAUUCUGUACCGAUAUAUAGUUUAACAUACUCCUACAUCUACUGCUAAUGGGCAAUUAUUUAAUUGCUGUACGGUAAACAAAGUUAUUGUUUUUAGCAACAGAACACAUUUUACAUUAAAAUAAUUUCACCAUGA
Molecule: messenger RNA, 3040 nt
Organism: Rhinichthys klamathensis goyatoka
Lineage: Eukaryota; Metazoa; Chordata; Actinopteri; Cypriniformes; Leuciscidae
Gene: prmt9
Product: protein arginine methyltransferase 9
Exons: 13
Coding region: 313-2844 (843 amino acids)
Biological process (GO): peptidyl-arginine methylation
Molecular function (GO): protein binding; protein-arginine omega-N monomethyltransferase activity
Source: RefSeq, a predicted model, not a curated record